This is a messenger RNA of Prunus armeniaca (apricot), 435 nucleotides long. The record is from the annotation of a GenBank genome assembly. NCBI's taxonomy places the organism in Eukaryota, Viridiplantae, Streptophyta, Magnoliopsida, Rosales, Rosaceae.
AUGAAGGAAUCCUCAAAUGAGAGUGAUAGUGAUGAUACUUUUGAAUAUACCUCUUCCUCUGAUGAGGAGACAAAUCAUAUUGCCCUUGCUGUCUCAACUCCUAACUUUACCUCUGAUUUAGUUCACAGAGCCAAUGAGGGAAAAUCUAAGUCUGAAGUAGAAUCUGACUCUAGUGAUGAUGACCUGUCAUCUGACCUAGAUGAGAUUACCUACAGGGAAUUGUGUGAAAAAUAUGAUGGUCUCUUCAAUGAAACAUGUAAGAUCAAAGAACGGAACAUUUUUCCAGAGGUGAAGGUCCAUGAGCUUGAAGAACUUAAUGUCACUCUCAGGGAAACCAAGAAGGAAUUGAGUGACAACAUAGAUUCUUUGGAGAGUGAGUUAAAUGCCUUAGAGCAUCUCCAACCGAUGUGUCAAACGUGCCACAUAGACAUUUAA